AUGAAGAUUUCAAUUCUUGCUCAUUUUGUUGUCUUUUUUCUACUUUUGUCCAACUAUCAAACGCAUUCUGCAGGGGAUAAACAAUCCUACAUAGUUUAUAUGGGAGAACAUGAAUCCACGGCAGCAGACUCUAUAUUGGGUGUCAUCGGAUCGGUUUUUAACUUACACUUAAAUUUUCUUGCAUCAAUAUUUCCACAUGUUGAAGAGAUCAAAGAUCUAUUGGUUUAUUCUUACCAUAAUGUCAUCAAUGGUUUCGUUGCCAUGCUGGACGACGAACAAGCUGAGUUCCUUGCAAAUCAUACUAGUGUUGUAUCGGUCUUAAAGAACACUCGGAGAGAAAUGGAGACAACACAUUCAUGGGAUUUUCUUGGACUAGAGACCAAGGAAGAUGCUGAUAGUCUUCUUCCCCUAAAACAACUUGACUUUGCAAAUAAACAUAUCAAAGGUAAAUUUGGAAAUUGGGGUUUACCAAAUUUUGGACAACAAACUUCUGACGACUCACUUUGGGUUAAGACCAAUUAUGGUGACGAUCUCAUUAUUGGAGUUAUUGAUAGUGGUAUUUGGCCAGAAGCGCCUAGUUUCAAUGACGAUGGGCUUGGGCCUAUACCUACUAAGUGGACCGGUACUUGUGAGAAGUCAGGCAAUAUGGUUUGCAACAGAUUGGGCAUUUUCAGAAAGCUUAUAGGAGCAAAGUCCUUCUUCCAAGGCUAUGAAGCUGAAGUAGGGCAUAUGAAUGUAUCAUUAAUCACUGCCCGUGACAACCAAGGCCACGGAACCCACACUUCAUCCAUAGCCGCCGGUAGCUACGUUCCGAACGUUAAUGUAUUCGGUAUCGGCAAUGGAACUGCAAAAGGCGGAGCACCAAAAGCUCGCAUCGCGGUUUAUAAGGUAUGUUGGCCAUCGCAAAAUGAUACGGGCGGUUGCUUUGAUGCGGAUAUCUUGGCGGCUUUCGAUGCUGCUAUAUAUGAAGGAGUUGAUGUAAUUUCUAUCUCGCUUGGCGGGUCGGGUACUGAAAUGUAUAUGGACGCCACUGCGUUAGGAUCGUAUCAUGCUGCGAAUCGAGGCAUUGUUGUUGUUAGUUCCGCCGGUAACGACGGACAACCGAAUAGUGUGAAAAAUGUGGCGCCCUGGAUGAUAACGGUUGGUGCUAGUACAACUGACCGUGAUUUCUCAACUUAUGUUAACCUUGGCAACAACAUGACUAUAAAGGGAAAAAGUCUUUCAGAUAAAGUCUUACCGGCUGGACAAUAUUAUCCACUGAUUAGAGGCGCAGAUGCAAAAACUGAUGCCGCAACAGCUAUUGAUGGUGACCUAUGCAAGGGCGGUGCACUUGAUCCGAAGAAAGUGAACGGAAAGAUUUUAGUUUGCCUUCGAGGGCAAACGGAAAGAGUGAGGAAAGGAUAUGAAGCUGCAGCAGCCGGUGCUGUCGGGAUGAUAUUGAUCAACGAUGAACAAAAUGGCAAUCAAACUUUGGCUGAAUCUCAUCUUCUUCCGGCCUCCCACAUUGGAUUCGCUAGCGGUCAACUUGUUUAUGCCUAUAUCGAUUCCGCUAAAUAUAAUGCUAUUGCAUAUAUUAAUCCUUUAAAGAUAGAAUAUGGAACAGACCCAGCUCCACAAAUGGCGAGCUUCACAUCCAGAGGACCUAAUCCAUUUGAACUAGCAAUUCUUAAGCCGGACAUCACUGCACCGGGAGUCGAUAUAAUUGCUGCUUACCCUAAGUCGUUAUCCCCGUCUGAAUUGGAAUCGGAUCCUCGUCGGUUUGAUUUCAAUGUCAUGUCUGGAACUUCAAUGUCAUGUCCUCAUAUUACUGCAAUUGCUGCCCUCAUCAAAGCAGUCCACCCUAAUUGGAGCCCCGCUGCCAUAAAAUCUGCAAUCAUGACUACUGCAACAACACAAGGGAACAACAACAUGCCAAUACUUGAUUCAACAGGCUUACCAGCAACACCAUUUGCAUAUGGCUCCGGACAUGUCCGAGCGGAUCUUGCAGUAGAUCCCGGCCUAGUUUACGAUCUGACUCCUUUAGAUUACCAAGAUUUUUUCUGUAAUCGCGGCUCGUAUCCACUUAUAACAAGAACAACGUCAAGUAAAAUUCCAUUGCCACCAUGCGGAAUGCAUUCAUUUAGUGUCGCAAACUUCAAUUACCCUUCGAUCUCAGUUCCUAAUGUUAAUGUAGUAAGUACGGUUACUCGCAAAGUUAAGAAUGUCGGAACUCCGGCCACUUAUACUGCUCGAGUCGAGGCACCGCCCGGAAUUGCAGUUACGGUUGAACCUGAAACUCUUAUAUUUUCUGGGAUUGGCGAAGAGCAAACAUUUACCGUUUCUUUCAAGCCUAUUGUUAGAGGAUUGCCUAAAGAUUUUGUGUUUGGACGGUUGACAUGGUCUGAUGGUACACAUAAUGUUUCUAGUCCGCUUGUUGUCAAACAUGCUUAGAUAUAAUUUUGUACGGCUUAAAAAUAAAUAUUUCAUUUAUUUUUAUUUUUUGAAUAUCAAUGUCUCCGUGUAUGAGAGAUCUCGAUUCGAAUCCC
This is a messenger RNA of Mercurialis annua (annual mercury), 2525 nucleotides long. RefSeq names its product subtilisin-like protease SBT5.3. The transcript has 12 exons. Gene Ontology annotation, biological process: proteolysis. NCBI's taxonomy places the organism in Eukaryota, Viridiplantae, Streptophyta, Magnoliopsida, Malpighiales, Euphorbiaceae. Gene Ontology annotation, molecular function: serine-type endopeptidase activity. The record is from RefSeq and is a predicted model, not a curated record. The coding region runs from base 1 to 2430 and encodes 809 amino acids.